AUGAGCAUUGUGGUGGCGAAGUUGCCGCCGGAGGUCAUCCGGCCGUCGUCGGAGCCGGUGACUACGUCUGCCGGCGGCAAGAUUAUUCUCCCUCCGUUGGACAGGCCUCUGGCCAACGCACCGGUGGUAGUGCUGCAGGUGUUCGAGCAUCCGAUCCAUGAGCCAGCGGCGACCAUAAGGAGGGCCCUCUCUCAAGCACUCGUACACUACUACCCUAUCGCCGGUCGUCUCGCCAUGGACGAUGACAAUUUCCAUAUUGAUUGUACCGGAGAAGGCGUGACCUUCGUCGCCGCGUCCGCGAACCGCACCGUCAUGGAGCUCAUGCGUGACAUCGAUGACCGGGCUCCUGAUGCUGCGACGCCGGUGCUACGGGAGCUCCUCGUCGACGACCCAGACAUGGGCUUCGGUCAUGCUGACCCUUUUGUGCUGAUGCAGGUCACCACCUUCUCCUGCGGCGGUUUCGUCGUCGGAGUGACAUGGAACCAUGGCGUGGCUGACGGUUUCGGGAUCGCGCAGUUCCUACAAGCCGUCGGCGAGCUUGCCCGUGGACUCCCGACGCCGUUGAUCGUACCGGUCAGGUCGGACAAGGUGACACAGGCCAUAUCUCCUUCCUUUGUCCUGUCCGCUAAGCAAUUUAUGUUCGGCGUCGCCGUCCCAUCCAAACUUGCCCUGCACAACAUCACCAUCUCGUCGAAACUGAUCAGCAGCAUCCGGGGUUCAUCGUGUACCGUGUUCGAGGCGGUGGCUGCCGCACUAUGGCGGUGCCGCACACGCGUGGUCAUGUCGGACCCGGAGGCACCCACCGUGCUUGCUAUCACGGUGAACUCUCGCAAGUACAUGGGCGUGAAGGACGGGUACUACGGCAACUGUACCUCCGUGCACAUGGCCAUGGCGAAGAGCGGCGAGGUGGCGAAGGGUGACAUCAUGGACGUGGUGAGGGCAAUAAGACGAGCCAAGGAGCAGAUACCUGAGCAGCUGAAAAAGGGGGACAUGCUGCCGCAGGCCGCCAUUGGCGAUCUUAGCAAGCACCCGGUAGCGAGAUACGAGACCGCGCUGUUCGUGACAUGUUGGCGAAACAUUGGCUUGGAGGACGUGGAUUUUGGCAGCGGGAAGACGACGAGGGUGAUGACUAUGUAUGAACCAAGUCAGGUCCGGCCAAUGUGCGUGGUGUGUCUUCCAUGCAAAGAGGAGGAAGGAGCCAAGGUAUUUUCUGGGUGUGUCACGACAGACCACUCCGAUGCAUUCCUCCAGGAAAUAGGCAGGCUAUGA
Messenger RNA from Oryza brachyantha (malo sina), 1269 nucleotides. RefSeq names its product acyl transferase 15-like. The transcript has a single exon. NCBI's taxonomy places the organism in Eukaryota, Viridiplantae, Streptophyta, Magnoliopsida, Poales, Poaceae. The record is from RefSeq and is a predicted model, not a curated record. Bases 1 to 1269 code for a protein of 422 amino acids.